AUGAACUCACAAACUGAUAAGCUGGUGAGGAGGACAACUAUGGUGGCCACCGUUACUGCUGGCUAUUUCCUCUUGACUGCUGACUAUGGCUCUGAGCCCAAUGCUCUCGACCCUGUUAAGAGGGCGAUACAGUCUGCUGAAAGUUCUGUGAAAGACUUCAUCUUUGGAGCAAAGAGGCAACCUGAAAAAGAAAUUGAAAAGCUGGCCCCUAACAGUGCUAAGGAACAUCCUUAG
Molecule: messenger RNA, 234 nt
Organism: Prunus armeniaca (apricot)
Lineage: Eukaryota; Viridiplantae; Streptophyta; Magnoliopsida; Rosales; Rosaceae
Source: the annotation of a GenBank genome assembly